ACCCUUGUAAAAAAAGUAAAUUUGGCAAUUGUAUGGACCCUGAACAGAAAAAUAUUCUUUAGACUGAAGCCUUUUGCUAUGAAUUCGGUAUGACUUCUCGGAGAAAGUUUUUUCUGUUCGAGCCUUUUAAGGUUACGGAAGUUCAGUGCCGUGGUUCAGAAAUUCCUAGACCUCGUAGUGGACACAGAAUAGCUUGUGACGAUGUGAACGUUUAUUGCUUUGGCGGCUACAAUCCUGUACCUUCAGAACCGGUGAACCGUACGGAUAAUCCGACAUGGACACCGGCGCGACCGCUAUUUAGAGAACUUUGGAGUUUUUCAAUAGCCACACAAAAAUGGAAACAGCAUAGGGUAGUAGAGAAUAUGCCCGAGGAAUUGGCGUCAAACGCGAUGUGUAUGAAUGGGCGUUAUUUAAUGAUAUUCGGUGGUACAGGUGCUCCCUUUGGCAACAAGUGUAGUAAUGAUGUAAUUGUGUGGAAGACAUCCAUUGGAGAUGCAAAGCUUCAAAUCUUAGAUGUGUCGGGCACUAGACCGCCUGGGCAAUACGGUCAAGCCAUAUUUUGCAAUGAUGGGUACUUUUACUCAAUAGGAGGCACUGAUGGAUUUGCUUACAAUUGUGAUGUUUACAGGUUAGACCUUCGGACGUUAAUAUGGGAGCCUGUAUAUAUCGGAACGGGUCAAGAAGGGGUGCCAUUUGGCAGAUAUCGUCAUGAAGUAGCCAAAGUUAGUAACAAAGUCUACAUAAUUGGUGGUGGGACAUGGGAAUGGGCAUUUGAACUUAUGGAAAUACCAGUUUUUGAUUUAGAAAGUAACACUUGGACAAUUGUUGUGCCUAAAGCAGAUGAUAGUCUGACAAAUACAUUGGGACCUUUGCCUCGGAAAUGCCAUAGUGCAGUUCAAGUGGAUGCGCCUGAUGGGACACAAGUGUUUGUGGCUGGAGGUUCAGAUGGGCAAGCAGUUUUUGAAGAUGUUUGGAGGUUACAUGUGCCUACAAUGCAAUGGACGCUUAUGCAAAAGACAGUUUUGCCUAAUCCCUUAUACUUCCAUUCAUCUACAAUUACAUCAUAUGGGUGUAUGUAUGUGUUUGGAGGCAUUGAACCAAAGGAGAAUGCUGCUAGUAGGAAUAAUAUUUUGUAUAAAGUAUGGUUAUGUAUACCAAAACUCAGUGAGAUAUGUUGGGAGGCUCUCCUCUAUUUCCAUCCAUAUCUGGAUCAAGUAGACAGAAAAACUCUCCUGAAUAUCGGUGUUCCUAGACAUUUUAUAGAUAGAAUACAUCCGCAAUAAAGAAAUGUGUUCUCUGCAAUUAUUUUGUGGAAUGGUUCAAGACUGGUGUGCAUUUAUGCAUAGACAUACUGUUUUUGCUUGGUAUAUUGAAAUGCUUUUCAUGCAAAUAUUGUAUUUUUUGUUUUGUAAAAAUAAAUAACUUUCUUGAAGCAUAAUAUCAAUUAUGAUUUUAGUGUUUUAUGUGUAU
Molecule: messenger RNA, 1470 nt
Organism: Hyposmocoma kahamanoa
Lineage: Eukaryota; Metazoa; Arthropoda; Insecta; Lepidoptera; Cosmopterigidae
Gene: slim
Product: kelch domain-containing protein 10 homolog
Exons: 3
Coding region: 90-1283 (397 amino acids)
Biological process (GO): positive regulation of stress-activated MAPK cascade
Molecular function (GO): protein binding
Source: RefSeq, a predicted model, not a curated record